Messenger RNA from Wasmannia auropunctata (little fire ant), 1192 nucleotides. RefSeq names its product mediator of RNA polymerase II transcription subunit 15-like. NCBI's taxonomy places the organism in Eukaryota, Metazoa, Arthropoda, Insecta, Hymenoptera, Formicidae. The coding region runs from base 317 to 1192 and encodes 291 amino acids. The record is from RefSeq and is a predicted model, not a curated record. The transcript has 4 exons.
AUAUGGUGGAUUCGUUGCUUCCGACAUUCUAAAAGACCGGCGUCAUUUCCCCUUCUACAUCCCCACUAUUUCCCACUACAUCGGAGUAUCGGACAUCCUAUUGCACCUACAUGAAACGCGGUGUCGAGUACGGCGAAUUUGAAGUGCUCUAAAAUUAUCCACAUACGUAAGAAUAACAUCGUCAGACGGCUGGCCGCACGAGUUAAACGCACUCAUUUGUGGCCCUGCUUUCCUCGCAGCCGAUUUUGUUUCUCACAACACCAACUGAACGAAGUUUUUACUCGAGGGCGAUCGGCGUAGCUAUUAUCGCCCGAACAUGUACACACGGAGCAGAGGGCAAAACCAGAGCUACGGUAACGGACGGAAUUCAAACAAUUCCCAAAGCCAAGGAUCUUACACAAUGCCUUAUAAUACACAAGGAAGUUACCAAGCAUCGCAAUCUACGUCCAAUCAACAAAGCAAUUUUAAACAAGACAACGUACAAAACUCACAAGGAUUCAAAUCACAGCAGCAACAGCAGCAACAACAACAACAACAAGGGACGCAAAUGUCACCAGCUGCAUCAGCACGGGCUGUACCAACUGUAGCACCUACGCAACAACUAAAGCAACUUCAAAAGCCUCAACAACAAUUACAGCAGCAACAAGGACAGCAACAAAAGUUACAGCAGCAGCAGCAACAAUCGUCGCCGCAGCAGCAAAUAAAUCAACAAGCUGUGCAACAACAGCUACAGCAGCAGUCACAGCAGCAACAACAGGCAGUAAAUGCACCUCCAUUGCCGCCACGAUUGAAGCCGAUCUUAAAGCAGAGUACAGCAAGUGCACAGUCGGUUAUUGCACAAACUCCUCCUGUGGCUCCUCAAAUUUCUUCUGUGCCUCCUACAAUAUUUGCUCCAAGUUCAUCCAAUAAUAAUUCUGAUUCGGAUAAUAAUGUAAAGCUUGAGAACAUGGAUGUUGAAGGGCAAGACGGCCAACCGAGAUGGCGCAGAAAGCUACCUGGAUUUAAAGUAAAUAAAAGAUUAAAGCGUCUUCGUAUGAACCAACGUCUAAGGAAAACUUUACAACCCAAAAAUGCAAUCAUGGUACUAAAUGAAAUGAAAGCUGGAGUCCAAUUCACAUUCCCUGAAACACAAGGACCUAUGCCGAACUCACUUUAUCUCGUUAAUGCUGAAGUAAUUAUUUUAUUGCUUUAA